This is a messenger RNA of Macrosiphum euphorbiae (potato aphid), 405 nucleotides long. The record is from the annotation of a GenBank genome assembly. NCBI's taxonomy places the organism in Eukaryota, Metazoa, Arthropoda, Insecta, Hemiptera, Aphididae.
AUGAACGAAAUAAGUUUCAGAAAAAUAAUGCGCAAAUACAGAAAGUCUCUUAAACAACGGAAACAAAUAUUGGACGAACUAUCGACUGUCUUGGUUGACGAAAAGUUUAGGGUGAUUACUGAAGAUGUACAAAACUCUGUUACUAAACUUAUGGAUAACACUGAACGUUGCAAAUUGAAGGAAAAACAUUCUUUUGGCGAAAGUGCUGUUUUGUUUAACACACUUAGAACCAAUUCUGUUCAAUCAUUAAGUACCGUGGAAUUGAUUAGCAUAUCGAAAAAUGAUUUCACGGACAUUGUCAAAGAUAAUUUGCAACUUAAGUGGAAUGAAAAUGCAAUAGCAAUUAAAAAUUCUUCAUAUUUUAAACGGGACGGGUACAGAUUUCCCGAUUUUGAUAACAAUUGA